UCCGCCGGCGGCCUCGACUGGCGCUACUUCGCCGCGGGCGGCGUGUCCGCCGCCGUGUCCCACGGCUACACGACGCCGCUCGACGUGAUCAAGACGCGCAUGCAGACGAACCCGGAGCUCUACAACGGGUCCGUGCCGCUGGCGCUGUCGGAGAUCCUCCAGAACGAGGGCGCCGCGUUCCUGCUCCAGGGCCUCGGACCCACGUGCGUCGGCUACGGCCUCGAGGGCGCGCUCAAGUUCGGCUGCUACGAGCUCGCGAAGCCCAUCUUCAAGUCCGUGACGCCGUCGGACUUCGCGAACGCCAUCCUCGCGUCCUGCGUCGCCGGCGGCGUCGCCGCGCUCGUGCUCUGCCCGCCCGAGGACGUGCGCAUCCGCAUGGUCAGCGACCCGGCCUACGCGCGGAACUCCGUCGAGGGCUUCAAGCGCCGCGUCGCCGAGGACGGGCCGCUGGCGUCCUUCGCCGCCGUCCCGGCGAUGAUGGCGAAGCAGGUGCCCUACACCAUGGGCAAGCAGGUGUCCUUCGACUACGCGUGCGAACUCGUCCACGCGCUCCUCGUCGCGGUCUGUUCCGCGGAGCUCCUCGAGACCGUCGACGGCUUCACGCCCGUCAUCGCCGCGCUGCCCGCCGCCGUCCUCGCCUGCGUCCUCAGCCACCCGGGCGACGCGGUGCUCACGCAGUUCUUCAAGCGCGGGCCGCAGCCCGGCGGCGUUGCCGGCUCCGUCGGUUUGCUGAUGAAGGAGGGCGGCGGGCCCCUCGCGCUCUUCACGGGGCUCAAGGCCCGCCUCCUCCACGUCAUCGGCAUCAUCUGGGUCCAGCUCAUCAUCUACGACAAGGUCAAGGUCGCCCUCGGC
Molecule: messenger RNA, 852 nt
Organism: Aureococcus anophagefferens
Lineage: Eukaryota; Pelagophyceae; Pelagomonadales; Pelagomonadaceae
Exons: 1
Biological process (GO): mitochondrial phosphate ion transmembrane transport
Cellular component (GO): mitochondrial inner membrane
Molecular function (GO): phosphate transmembrane transporter activity
Source: RefSeq, a predicted model, not a curated record